GAUCGGAUAUUUAGACUAGAUGGAAGGCAUCCAUCAGCACGAUGGUCCCAUGGACAGACGAUCUAUAAACAAAGUCGUACGAUUUUGAAGUCAUGGCCAUGUGGGUGGUCUCAUGGUGUGGCUGCUGCCGUGCGGAUGCAUGCGAUGGCAUCUGCAGGAGAGACGGCGGGCUGUUGGACCGAGCUGGUGGAUUCGGCACUGGAGGGUCAUUUUUCGACAGAAAGUCCCAUGUUUCCCCCUCGCACCCACGGUAUGUCAGGCAAGGGGUGGCAGGAGUCAAGAGAGCCAGGGGUCAAGGGGGUUCUCCUACUGCAGGGGUGUGGACCAGAUUCUGGGGGAGAAGGUGCUUCGCGGUGCACCGUCGUUUGUUGAGUUUGGACGGUAUAGUUGCAUUGGCGCGGUCGAGGGGGAACAAAGCGGUCGCAACCAUGGACCUGGAGGGACCAAGCUGGUGCGACCUGACUAGGAUCUUGAACCUGGCCCUUCUCUUUUCAUCACUCUCCCGACCACGAAAGGAGGGAUACCUCGCCUCUUGGACUAAUGGCGCCGGUCAUUCAGGCACCUCAAGGUUUGGCCCACUGCCCCCAAGCCAUGGCACAGUUAAGCGCCCGACAACGUGGGUCUGUCCAGAGAAGGCCUAG
This is a messenger RNA of Verticillium alfalfae VaMs.102, 641 nucleotides long. RefSeq lists its product as hypothetical. Bases 93 to 641 code for a protein of 182 amino acids. Lineage: Eukaryota; Fungi; Ascomycota; Sordariomycetes; Glomerellales; Plectosphaerellaceae. The transcript has 2 exons. The record is from RefSeq and is a predicted model, not a curated record.